AUACCCAUCUCUGGAAUGGAAAACGGAGCAGGCAGCUCUUGCCUCACAGAAUCCAGCCCAGGCAGCCGUUCUUCCGCUCGCGCGCACCAAGCAGCCCGGAACACCCGAUCCAACAUGGCCAAAUGCGGGGGAUGUGGUCCGGGCUACGCAAGUCCUCUGGAUGCCAUGAAAGGUCCCCGGGAGGAGAUCGUGUACCUGCCUUGUAUCUACAGAAACACUGGGAUAGAGAAGCCUGACUUCCUGGCCACUGUGGAUGUCAACCCCGAGUCUCCGCACUAUUGCCAGGUGAUCCACCGCCUGCCCAUGCCGAACCUUAAGGAUGAGCUCCAUCAUUCCGGGUGGAAUGCCUGUAGCAGCUGCUUUGGGGAUGCCACAAAGAGAAGAAAUCGUCUGAUUCUGCCAAGUCUGAUCUCUUCUCGAAUUUACGUGGUGGAUGUGGGAACAGACAUGCGAGCUCCUAGAAUCCAUAAGAUUGUUGAACCAACAGAGCUGUUCUGGAAGGUCAAUGUGGCAAAUCCUCACACCUCGCACUGUCUGGGCAGUGGUGACAUCUUAAUCAGCUGCCUUGGAGAACCUUCUGGCAAUGGAAAAGGCAGCUUUGUUUUGCUGGAUGGAGAGACCUUCGAAGUGAAGGGAAACUGGGGGAACGGGGAAAAGGUGCCCUCCCUGGGCUACGACUUUUGGUACCAGCCACGACACAACGUCCUGAUGAGCACUGAGUGGGGAGUCCCAAAAGUCUUGGCCAAUGGGUUCAACCCAGCCGACGUAGAAAGAGGGCACUAUGGCCGCCAUGUUAACGUGUGGGACUGGAGCACUCGCACCUGCAUCCAGAAAAUUGACUUGGGGAAGGGCUCCAUACCUUUGGAAAUCCGAUUCCUCCACAAUCCGGAUGCUGCAGAAGGAUUUGUGGGGUGUGCUCUGAGCGGUACAGUGCAUCGGUUCUACAAGACAGAGAAAGGAGACUGGGCGGCAGAGAAGGUGAUUGAAGUACCCAGCAAGAAGGUGCAAGGAUGGCUGCUGCCUGACAUGCCUAGUCUCAUCACGGACAUCCUCAUCUCACUGGACGACCGGUUCCUCUACUUCAGCAACUGGCUGCACGGAGACAUUCGCCAGUACGACAUCUCCAACACCCGCAAGCCCAAGCUGGUGGGGCAGGUGUUCCUGGGAGGCAGCAUCACCAAAGGAGGGCCUGUAACUGUAGUGGAAGACAAGGAGCUGCAGUGUCAGCCAGACCCCUUUGUGAUCAAAGGCAAGAAGGUGGCAGGUGGACCUCAGAUGAUCCAGCUCAGCCUGGAUGGGAAGCGGUUGUACGUCAGUACCUCUCUUUACAGCGGAUGGGACAAGCAGUUCUACCCAGAUCUUGUCAAGGAAGGCUCUGUUAUGCUGCAGAUUGACGUGGAUACUGAAAAAGGUGGUUUGAAAGCGAAUAAAAACUUCCUAGUGGAUUUUGGGAAGGAGCCUGAUGGGCCGGUCCUUGCACAUGAGAUCCGUUACCCUGGCGGAGACUGCACCUCUGAUAUCUGGAUCUAAUCGUUGGAUGGAGCUAUUUCCUUUUUGUUCCUUUCUCUUUUUUCCCUUUUUCUCCCCGCCCUCCUGAUGGGUGAAUUGGCUCAGCUGGAAUUUUGCUGCUCUCUAAAUUUUGCCUUCUAUUCUGGUGAGCCACCAAAGCUCUGCUCUCUUCUCAUUUUGAGGCAGCCAAGUGAAUCUCUCUGAAACAUAAUAUCCAUCUCAUUUUCGCUCUUCCGUCCCCUUUCGGAAGGUCCUGUCUCGUCACCGCUGGCUGUAGGUUUCAAGGCCAAGGUCCCCAGUCUUUUCAGGGCUGUUUGCAUUGUUUGGUGCCCACUUUGCCUUGGCACAAUUUGUUGAUGGAAAAGCUGAUCCCAAAUAACUCCAUGCGAAGGAUGCAUUCCCAGGAGUGUCCCGUCCCUGCAAAGCUUAAUUUGCUCAUAAAGUAAUCAGCACUUUACAGCAGCCACCGCAUUAAAAUCACACACUUCCACCGCUGGGUUACAUUUUAACAUUUGUGCACUGGUGUUAUAAAAAAAUCAACAAUAAAAUAGUUUCAGUCAGGUGGGGCUGCACAUUUUUCCUUCUUU
This is a messenger RNA of Cuculus canorus (common cuckoo), 2096 nucleotides long. RefSeq names its product methanethiol oxidase. Lineage: Eukaryota; Metazoa; Chordata; Aves; Cuculiformes; Cuculidae. The record is from RefSeq and is a predicted model, not a curated record. Gene Ontology annotation, molecular function: protein binding; selenium binding. Bases 16 to 1530 code for a protein of 504 amino acids. The transcript is spliced from 13 exons.